Messenger RNA from Varanus komodoensis (Komodo dragon), 1174 nucleotides. It is a transcript of the gene SNRPB2, whose product is annotated as small nuclear ribonucleoprotein polypeptide B2. Lineage: Eukaryota; Metazoa; Chordata; Lepidosauria; Squamata; Varanidae. The record is from RefSeq and is a predicted model, not a curated record. Gene Ontology annotation, molecular function: U1 snRNA binding. Gene Ontology annotation, biological process: mRNA splicing, via spliceosome. The transcript has 7 exons. Gene Ontology annotation, cellular component: U1 snRNP. The coding region runs from base 246 to 923 and encodes 225 amino acids.
UGUGAAUGGUCUUUAAAGGGGGUGAGGCCCUACCUGGAGUACCCCCUGGCGAUGGUUGUGUGAACGAGGCUUGGGCUCUGAAGGUCACUCAACUGCUAUCACGCCGGAUGGGAUGCUAGGCUGGCUCCAGCAGGCAGGCACCCUUUCCCCAUUUCAUCUAUCCUGCACUGUUUUCAUGCAAAUCAAAGGACAGGAUCGAAAGAUUAAGAACAGGCUGGACAGGUCUGUCUGUUAGAAAUUAGAAGAUGGAUAUCCGACCGAACCACACACUUUACAUCAAUAAUGUGAAUGACAAAAUUAAGAAGGAAGAAUUGAAAAGAUCUUUAUAUGCGCUGUUUUCUCAGUUUGGUCAUGUAGUGGACAUCGUUGCUCUGAAGACAAUGAAAAUGAGGGGACAGGCCUUUGUUAUAUUUAAAGAGCUUGGGUCAUCCACAAAUGCCCUCAGACAAUUACAAGGAUUUCCAUUUUAUGGUAAACCAAUGCGCAUUCAGUACGCAAAAACAGACUCCGAUGUCAUUUCAAAAAUGCGUGGUACGUUUGCGGAUAAAGAGAAGAAGAAAGAGAAAAAGAAAACCAAGUCACUAGAACAGUCUGCUAGCACUGCAAACAAAAAGCUAAAUCAGGGAGCAAACCAGCCAGCAAAUGCUCAAGCAAACUCAGCACAGAAUCAACAGGUGCCUGAUAAUCCACCAAACUAUAUCCUGUUCCUCAACAAUUUGCCGGAGGAGACAAAUGAAAUGAUGCUGUCGAUGCUGUUUAAUCAGUUCCCUGGUUUCAAAGAAGUGCGUUUGGUUCCUGGGAGACAUGAUAUUGCAUUUGUGGAGUUUGAAAAUGAAGGACAGGCAGGCGCUGCCCGGGAUGCACUCCAAGGAUUUAAGAUUACCCCCUCACAUGCCAUGAAAAUAACUUAUGCCAAGAAGUGAUGGAAGUAAAAUAAGAAUCCUCCAAGGCCAGAGGGGGGUUGUUUGUGUUUUGACAGGUUGAAGUGUGGUUCUUUAUGUUUGAAGGACCCUCUUUGUACAAAAUUAUAAUUCAGUAGGCACUGUGAGAAUUCUAAAUGCAUUUAAGGAAUGCUGGCUGUUAAUUUUUCUUUAUGUAUUCUUAAGUUUUUUUUUAUAUGUCCCUAAGUUCUUCACAGCGAAGUUCGAGAAUAAAGCUGCAUUUAUUUCUUAAA